Molecule: messenger RNA, 941 nt
Organism: Ctenocephalides felis (cat flea)
Lineage: Eukaryota; Metazoa; Arthropoda; Insecta; Siphonaptera; Pulicidae
Gene: Cbp53E
Product: calbindin-32
Exons: 12
Coding region: 3-941 (312 amino acids)
Biological process (GO): regulation of long-term synaptic potentiation; regulation of presynaptic cytosolic calcium ion concentration
Cellular component (GO): nucleus; terminal bouton; synapse
Molecular function (GO): calcium ion binding
Source: RefSeq, a predicted model, not a curated record
GGAUGAGCUCUGAGAUCAGUACUAAAUUAAAUAUAGAAAAAGCGGCAAAUUUCAUGCGGCAAUACAGAGAUCCGGAAUCUAAAGAGCUACGGAAAUUAUCAGCAAAUCAGUUCAUGGAGGUUUGGAGUCAUUACGAUUGUGACGGAAAUGGUUACAUUGAAGGAUCUGAAUUGGAUGGUUUCUUACGUGAAUUUGUAUGCAGUGCAAAUGCUAAUGAGGACAAUUCAGAGAUAGUCCCUGACGCCAUGAUGAGUGAACUCAAAUCUUGUUUCAUGGAAGCUUAUGACGAUAAUCAAGAUGGAAAAAUAGAUAUACGAGAGUUGGCUCAGUUGCUCCCAAUGGAAGAAAAUUUUCUUCUACUUUUUAGAUUUGACAACCCUUUAGAAUCUAGUGUAGAGUUUAUGAAAAUAUGGCGAGAGUAUGAUGCAGAUGGAAGCGGUUAUAUCGAAGCCGACGAGCUAAAGAAUUUUCUGAGGGACCUAUUGAAGGAAGCCAAAAAAAUCAAUGAUGUUUCUGAAGAUAAAUUAAUUGAAUAUACAGAUACAAUGCUACAAGUAUUUGACGCGAAUAAAGAUGGAAGGCUUCAGCUCUCUGAAAUGGCCAAGUUACUGCCAGUUAAGGAAAACUUUUUGUGUCGUCAAAUUUUUAAAGAAGGCAUCGAAGGAGCUACAAGACUUACAAAAGACGACAUUGAAAGAGUGUUUUCACUUUAUGAUCGAGAUAACAAUGGAUCUAUAGAGAAUGAAGAACUGCGAGGGUUUCUCAAAGAUUUGCUUGAACUUGUAAAAAAGGAUUACGACGCUCAAGAUCUGCAAGAAUUCGAGCAGACUAUUUUGCGGGGAGUUGAUUAUGAAGCGGAUGGAAAAAUCAAUAAGAAGGAGCUAACAAUGAUCCUCUUGGCACUGGCUAAAUAUAAUCAAGAAGAUGAUACCCAUGUAUAA